Molecule: messenger RNA, 1104 nt
Organism: Penaeus chinensis
Lineage: Eukaryota; Metazoa; Arthropoda; Malacostraca; Decapoda; Penaeidae
Exons: 7
Coding region: 123-977 (284 amino acids)
Molecular function (GO): hydrolase activity
Source: RefSeq, a predicted model, not a curated record
UGGUGCCAUCUGUCGGGUUAUUACAGCACCCUGAGGUCUCGAACUUCUCGCCUAAGAUAACAGUUAAGCAGUAGUCAGUGUUGGAUCCCCAGGCGGCCUACUCCUCUGCCCUCUUUGCAAGCAUGGAUCCUUGGGCAGACAGAAUACUCGAUUCACACUGCCACCUGUACGAACUGGGGAGGUUCAAGUACCCAUGGCCAACGCCGGACUUGACUGCCAUCUUCAAGGACCACCGUGUCGAGGACCUAUGGGCGGCGAUGGAACCUUCACCCGCCCGCGAGGUCGUCUUCGUGCAGUGCCUCAACGACUCGCCAGAAGAAGCCAAAUGGGUAAUGAGCUUGGCCAAGCAGCAUCCCCGCAUCAAGGGCAUCGUGGCUGGACUCGACCCUUCGCACCAGCAGUUCGAGAGUCAGCUGACGGCGCUGAAGUCCGAAGUGCCGCUCCUGGUGGGCGUGAGACAUAUCUUGGACUUGGAACCUCGACCGAAUUACCUGGAGUUAGAGGAGGUGGCUGCUGGUGUCCGAGCCUUGCACCGACAUGACAUGACCUUUGACCUGCUCCUGAGACCCCCGCUGCUGGAGGGGGCGACGGUGCUGGCCAGCCGAGUGCCCGAGGCGAGGAUGGUCGUGGACCACUUGGCCAAACCCUACAUUAAGGCAGGCCAGCUGGACCCGUGGCGCCAGCACAUCGCCGCCCUCGCCCGCUUCCCCAAUGUCUACUGCAAGCUCUCGAGCAUGGUGACUGAGGCAGACUGCGAGAAGUGGAAACCAGAGGAUCUUCGUCCGUAUGUCGAGCAUAUGAUUGCCGUGUUCGGAUGUGAUCGCCUCAUGUACGGCUCCGACUGGCCCGUCUGUCGCCUCGCAAGAGCGGACUACGACACCGUAUUUUCCACUCUACGCGGACUCCUGAGCCACCUGCCGGAGCAACAGCUGGAAAAGAUCUUCUGCAACAACGCCAGGAACUUCUACAAAGUUUAAGGCGUUUCGUUGAGUUAUUACUUUAGGUGAUCGAAGAAUUUUGGGUCCUUCUUGUCUGUUUUUUUUUUUUUUUUUUUUUUUGUCUUUUUCUCAUUUUAGUUAUAGUUUUUUUCUCUUUUUGUGUCUU